UGCGGAGUCAGUGUUGUUGCACCGCGGAGCAGCGCAGCUCCCUGAGGUCCGCGAUCAUGGAGAAAAGUGGAAAAACGCACGGACUGAGAUCGGUGAACGCACGCACACAGAUUCGGACUGGACGUAGAAACGCCCCGGGAUUUUAAUCUCCCCGCGGAGGAUGGCAUUUUUCUGGACGUAACGCAGCGAAGUUACAGGAAUCUUUGUCCCCGGACUGAAGAAAAGACGAGUGGGCCUGAAAUCACACAGACGUCGGCUGAAGUUGAGCUACGGGCUGCGCUAGCCUGGUUAGCAUUUAGCUUACUGUGAAAUACCGAGUGUUUUAUCUGAUGGUGGAGUCUUGUUCGAGCGGGGAGCUCACCGCAGUGUGCACCGGCAGAUAACGUGUCGUCAGAGAUUUACUGCUUUUACACGUGGUUGUUUACGUUAGCAGCAGUGAUUAUAGCUAAACUAGCCAGCUAGCUCUCUGACAGUGCUAGCCUGUUGUUCCCUGCGAGGUGAAGAAGAAAGCUCCUGUGAAACAGGGACAAAAGAGAGAAUAAUACUGUCCUGGGACGGUAGUUAUCUGUGAACAAGGAGAGACAUUUCAGCAGAGACAUUUCAUCUUAAAAGACAAUAACCAUUAAUUGCCUCCCAGUUAAUUAUUAAUUCUAUUUUAGACAAUAAGCAUGUUUUUCUCCACGAGAGUCAUCCUGUCCGGAUAGAGCUCAAGUUAUACUUAGCUUGUCUGUGCUUUUGAUCUUUAAUAGAUUUUAAUCUCAUUAAGAUAAGGACCUUUUGGCUUUGGUUGUGGUUAUAUAAUUUAUAUAGCUGUCAGACUUUAGCACAGUCCUAGUUGUUUUAACUUGUUUAGUUUUUUCAGUGAGUUUGACCAAACCAACACAUUUCUCAUCUUCAACUUGAGCAGUAGGAAUGUUUUGUCUCAGAACCACACUUCUGGCAUCCACCUUGUUAUUCUGUGAGACUGUGGUUUGAGUUUGAAAAUUACCCACUCGCACACAACUUGGAAGACAUAAAGUAAACAGGCAAGAAAAGGACUGGAAACUGGAGGACCUCCAUUCAGCAACUAGUGGUACAACAGACACAAUCUUUGUUUUGGAUCACUUCAGAGGGACAACACACAAGGAGGGGUAGAGCUGUUAACCCUGUUGCUCAUCUUCAGCCUCCUUCGGCCCUGGUCUCAGAUGUGAGACAUGGGCAGCCAGGGAAGCCCGGUGAAAAGCUACGACUACCUGCUUAAGUUCCUUCUGGUUGGAGACAGCGAUGUGGGAAAAGGAGAGAUCCUGGACAGCCUGCAAGAUGGAUCGGCCGAGUCCCCAUAUGCUUAUAGCAGUGGUAUCGACUAUAAAACCACCACCAUUCUCCUGGACGGGAGAAGAGUGAAGCUGGAGCUCUGGGACACCUCAGGACAGGGGAGGUUCUGUACCAUUUUCCGCUCUUAUUCCCGCGGGGCUCAGGGGAUCCUGCUGGUGUAUGACAUCACCAACCGGUGGUCGUUUGAUGGCAUCGACAGGUGGAUCAGAGAGAUUGAUGAGCAUGCACCAGGCGUGCCUCGGAUCCUCGUCGGCAACCGGCUACAUCUGGCCUUCAAACGGCAAGUUCCCACUGAGCAGGCCAGGGCAUAUGCCGAGAAGAACGGCAUGACGUUCUUCGAGGUGAGCCCUCUGUGCAACUUCAACGUCAUCGAGUCCUUCACAGAGCUAUCUCGUAUCGUCCUGAUGAGGCACGGCAUGGAGAAGUUCUGGAAGCCCAACAGAGUCUUCAGCCUCCAGGACCUCUGCUGCCGAGCCAUUGUGUCAUGCACCCCAGUCCACCUCAUCGACAAGCUCCCGCUGCCUGUUGCCAUUAAGUCCCACCUCAAAUCCUUCUCCAUGGCCAACGGCAUGAACGCCGUCAUGAUGCAUGGACGCUCUUACUCUCUGGCCAACCCAGCCGGCGGCUCUAAAGGCAACAGCCUGAAGCGCUCCAAGUCCAUCCGUCCACCGCAGAGCCCCCCGCAGAACUGCACCCGCAACAACUGUAAAAUCUCCUAAUUCACAGCUUCACCGAGGGGUCUUUAGAAAAGGCAACGAAUGAAUGGGAUCAGGAGAUGGAUGUUCAGAGUGAUGUAAGUUGGACGGAAAGAGCACAACCCUGAAGAUGAAGAGCAGCAAUGAUGCAUAAAGGGAUGAAUGAUCACCACCUCCCACCUUCAUGAGUUGGUCCAGGUGGAGAAGCUGGAAUGAUUCCUCAGGAUAUCAGAGGAGGACGACUACAAACUGACUGGUCUCUCCUGACCUGAUUCUCACUUUAUCCAAAUCAUAAAAAGAGAGAAAAGACUCCAGAUCCACUUCCACCUGCUUGAGUGUUAACUACGUGUACAGAAAUGCCUCACCUACUCUUGUUUAGUUACUCUACAUGAUGCACGCCACUCGCCAUGUCUCUGUAUCACAGACUUCACCUCGAUAUCAACUCUUUAUUCUUGCACAUUUAUUUCUUGCCUCUGUCUGUCUGCUUAUAAUUCCACCUUUUUAUCUCCCCACCUCCGUUCAUUUGCUGUUUUAUUGGCCAAUAAGCUAACGAUCCAGACACUAGUAUCCAGUUCUUUAUCAGUCCACUACUGAUUGAACCAUAGACUGUUGAAGUAGAAAUGGACGAAGACUCCAGUUCCACAGAGCGAAGCCAAUGGUCAAGUGCCUGAAACCUGUAUUCUCUCAAAUGACCAGAAGAGGGCAACAAAGAUGUCAAUUUAUAUAUGAGCCUACUUCUCACUUAAUGUAUUAUAUCAGUAAAGUAGUAGUGUUGCUCUCGAUCUCUAGUUUCAAGUCUUCUUCAGUACAGCAUGCUGAUCUUUUUUUUGUAAAUUAUGUUCCCAUUUGCACCAUAUUUCAGGCAUGGAUACCCCGUGAUUGACAGCUAGUACCGUCCAAUGGGUGCAAGUCGCAGGUGUUGCUGGGCAUGCAGUGUACACAAGCUCACAGUCAGGCUCCACCCCCAACUCCUCUAGAUAUGGUCACCUCUGCUUCCGAAAAACCGUAAUGCCAAACUUCAAAAUUUCAGCUCACAAACCAAUCACAAAAGUGAAGCCACAUCUUGUUGAUCGCCCCCUGGUGGCAUGCUGCAGCAUAGGCCAUCCAUAAAAAGACGUCAUGAUUGACAUUGGUCGAUCCUCUGUAUUAGAGGGAACUAGUGGCACCACCCCACGAUCAUUGACUCUGACUCUAAAUGAUGUCAAAAGGGCAAGAUGGCAGCGUUAGCCUCCAAGAUAUUUGGCUUCAUUUCUGAAUAGUGGGAGGAAGUGGAGCGUCGUCCAUCUUUAUGCACAGUCUAUGGUCUGAACACUCACUGUGCUUUGGAGUUUAAAACAUUUGUGUGUUCUAUAACCAACACUUGCUGAAGUGAAAUCUUGGCAACAAGUUGAGUGAGCGUUGAAGUUGAAGCUGAGGUUGUGAAACGCGACAAUACCCGAACCAGGUCUCAGGUCCAGAUGUGUGCGUGUGACUUGAGUCUCACUUUACUUGCCAGAGCUUUCGAGUCAGUUUUAAACACAACACAUGUAUUUUUAACGAGUGGAGCAGAUUUUGGUUUUAAAUAUCACUCUGUGGUUUACACAGUCUACUUCCACAGGGGAUUCACUGAAGUUUGUUGCUGUGGAAACCACUGCAUU
Messenger RNA from Paralichthys olivaceus (Japanese flounder), 3646 nucleotides. RefSeq names its product RAB40c, member RAS oncogene family (gene rab40c). Gene Ontology annotation, cellular component: endosome; synaptic vesicle; plasma membrane. The record is from RefSeq and is a predicted model, not a curated record. Gene Ontology annotation, biological process: protein localization to plasma membrane; intracellular signal transduction. Gene Ontology annotation, molecular function: GTPase activity; GTP binding. NCBI's taxonomy places the organism in Eukaryota, Metazoa, Chordata, Actinopteri, Pleuronectiformes, Paralichthyidae.